AUUCAUCCUACAAAUCGAGUUCGAUACGUUCUGCAGUUGAAAAAUGAUGGGAUCGGAGCUGAUUUAUAGAGGCUCUGAAACCCAGCCUGCUUCCGAUCCAUAUUCGCCUAAACCCGUCAAACCAUGGGCCUCCGUCACUCGUCCGAUCCAUUAUCUCCUCCGCGAACAACGCCUUCUCUUUGUCUUCGUCGGCAUUGCCGUAGCCAGCCUGAUUUUCACCGUCUUCCCAGCUUCACCGGCUCCCCACGGCCGCUUCACCACCCUGAUCCCUGAUUCCAUCACCUACUUCACCGUGGAGACCCAACAGAAAUUCUCCUACGUCCCGCACCGCCUUGGAUUCGGGUCGGCCAACCCGACGGGCAAGAUCCCGUUGGGGCUGAAACGGAAGGGUUUAAGGAUCGUGGUGACGGGCGGAGCCGGGUUCGUUGGAUCCCACCUCGUGGACCGUCUGAUCGCGAGAGGAGACAGCGUGAUCGUGGUCGAUAGCUUCUUCACCGGACGGAAAGAGAACGUGAUGCACCAUUUCGGGAAUCCGAACUUCGAGCUCAUCCGACACGACGUUGUCGAAGCGUUGCUAGUGGAGGUUGACCAAAUAUACCACCUGGCCUGCCCGGCUUCCCCGGUCCAUUACAAAUUCAAUCCCGUCAAAACAAUCAAGACAAACGUGGUUGGAACACUGAACAUGUUAGGUCUGGCAAAAAGAGUAGGUGCCAGGUUCUUGUUGACCAGCACCAGCGAAGUCUACGGAGAUCCACUCCAACAUCCUCAGAAAGAAACUUAUUGGGGCAAUGUUAAUCCCAUCGGUGUCCGUAGCUGUUACGAUGAGGGAAAACGCACUGCUGAAACCUUGACCAUGGAUUAUCACCGAGGAGCCGGAGUCGAGGUUAAGAUUGCUAGAAUUUUCAAUACUUAUGGACCUCGUAUGUGCAUCGAUGAUGGUCGUGUCGUUAGCAAUUUCGUAGCUCAGGCCUUAAGGAAGGAGCCUUUGACUGUGUAUGGUGAUGGGAAGCAGACGAGGAGUUUCCAAUAUGUUUCUGAUCUGGUGGAGGGUCUCAUUCGCUUGAUGGAAGGAGAACAUAUCGGACCUUUUAAUCUUGGAAACCCCGGAGAAUUCACCAUGCUCGAGCUUGCCGAGGUGGUUCAGGAAACAAUUGAUCCGAAUGCGAUGAUCGAGUUCCGACCCAACACAGAAGAUGAUCCUCACAAGAGGAAGCCUGAUAUCACCAGAGCCAAAGAGCUACUUGGUUGGGAACCCAAGGUGUCUCUCCGCAAGGGUCUACCUCUAAUGGUGUCGGACUUCCGGCAACGUGUAUUCAGUGACCACAAGGAGGGCAGCAACGCCAACAAUGGAUCAUCAUCUUAAGGUCUCGUAUUUACACAUUUCGAAACACCAAAUCAAAUAUAGUUAGCGGCCGCGAUGGCAGCAGCAAAUGA
Hibiscus syriacus is the source of this 1434-nucleotide messenger RNA. RefSeq names its product UDP-glucuronic acid decarboxylase 2-like. The transcript has 6 exons. The record is from RefSeq and is a predicted model, not a curated record. NCBI's taxonomy places the organism in Eukaryota, Viridiplantae, Streptophyta, Magnoliopsida, Malvales, Malvaceae. Gene Ontology annotation, molecular function: UDP-glucuronate decarboxylase activity; NAD+ binding. Gene Ontology annotation, biological process: D-xylose metabolic process. Gene Ontology annotation, cellular component: cytoplasm. The coding region runs from base 44 to 1363 and encodes 439 amino acids.